CUUCUUCUUCUUCUCUGUCAUCUCUGCCAGACAUUAACCCACAGUUUGUGAAUUUGGAGUUUGAUGGCUCCGCCCCUGCUGGUUACCAGGGAGGAAGGGCUGAGCAACGCUUCAACUGUAGCGUCUGCAUCUUCGCCACAAUCCUUGGACUGCUUCUCCCAAAAUGGAGGGGUUUCCUUGAAAGAACGCAACUACUUGGGUUUGUCUGAUUGCUCAUCGGUAGACAGUUCAGCUGCGCCAGGCAUGUCUGAUGAGAAAAAGGACAAUCUGAAUUUGAAGGCCACCGAGUUGAGGCUCGGCCUUCCUGGAUCCCAAUCUCCUGAAAGGGGUCCAGACAUCUUCUCAUUGAGCUCAACAAAGCUUGAUGAGAAACCACUGUUCCCAUUGCUCCCGCUCCCUACGAAAGAUGGAAUCUGCUCAUCAACUCAAAAGACUGUAGUUUCGGGAAACAAAAGGGGUUUUGCUGAUGCAAUGGAUGGAUUCUCUGAGGGAAAGUUUACUGGUACUGCAGCGAUAAAUGUGAUGCUAUCACCCAGACCUGCUGGACUGCAGCCAACUGCAAAGAAGGAAAUACCAAGCAAGGUAUUACAAGGACAGACCGGCGCAGUCAGUGGAACAGGAGGUGCUGUCAGUGGCAGUUCACCGGCUUCUAAGGCACAGGUUGUUGGUUGGCCUCCUAUUAGAUCAUUUAGGAAAAACUCGUUGGCUACCACUUCAAAGAACAAUGAUGAAGUAGAUGGAAAACCAAGCCCGGCGGUGCUCUUCGUGAAGGUGAGCAUGGAUGGUGCUCCAUAUCUGAGGAAGGUUGAUCUGAGGAAUUAUACGACAUACCAGGAACUGUCUUCUGCCCUUGAGAAGAUGUUCAGCUGUUUUAUCUUAGGUCAGUGUGGUUCACAUGGGGCUCCAGGAAGAGAAAUGAUGAGUGAGAGCAAGCUGAAGGAUCUCCUGCAUGGUUCAGAAUAUGUACUUACUUAUGAAGACAAAGAUGGCGACUGGAUGCUCGUAGGAGAUGUGCCUUGGGAGAUGUUCAUUGACACAUGCAAGAGGCUGAAAAUCAUGAAGGGUUCUGAUGCCAUUGGCUUAGCUCCCAGGGCUGUGGAAAAAUCCAGGAGCAGGAGCUAGGUGGUAUUUGGACUACUUUGACUGCAUUUCAUAUAUAAUUAAAUGCUGGAUUUGAGAUUUGUGUGGUAUAAAUGACUGAAUGCCCUGGUUUUGAUGGUUAAACUUGCUUCAGCUGUCAUCUACAUCUAUGUUUGUUUAUUAAUUCCAUGAACCAUGUGUUCUUCUUCAUUACUUAUUAUUAGUGUUAUAUAUUGUCAUUAACUAAUACCUUAUGAAGCUUACCUUGAAGGUUAGUAUUUAUGAAGUCUGUAAUUGUGUUAUAGGAGCCUGUUUGUUUGGAUGAUUUGAAUGUGUGUUACAGCCACCAUAUUGUUCUUAAAUAUAUUAAGUGAUUUGUUAUUAUUCCA
Molecule: messenger RNA, 1469 nt
Organism: Arachis ipaensis
Lineage: Eukaryota; Viridiplantae; Streptophyta; Magnoliopsida; Fabales; Fabaceae
Product: auxin-responsive protein IAA9
Biological process (GO): regulation of DNA-templated transcription
Cellular component (GO): nucleus
Source: RefSeq, a predicted model, not a curated record